ACCGCAGCCAGCUUGCACGCACGCAAAUUUCGCCUGUUGGUUGGUGGUGCAGUGCGUUUUUUCCCCAUAAAUUAGAAUAAAUAAAUUCAGCCUGGAGCAGAGCAAAAUGUCGGCAACAGCAGUAGCACCAGUGUCCGGAACCCAACAGGGAUACGGCGCCGUCUCAGGUGCCAAGGCGAUGGGCAAACAGCUGAAGCUGAAAGCGAACGAGUUUCUGGCCCAGCCCAGGAAUUGCGGCCACCAUCUGGAGGAAAUCAUCAGCUACUUGAAGGAAUGUAACGCUAGGAAGACUUCCACAACGGUGGGGCUGCUAACCCUGGAGACCAUUUUUACCGAGUUGUUACGGCGUAACGAGAUGCGAAUUGUGGUACAGCCGCUUAAGCCCAUGGAACACAACUCGGAGGUGACUCAUAAACAAUGGCUUCAAGCCCAAUACAAGGAGACCUUCAGUGCCAUUCUGGAGGCAUUCGCAAGCGAACGGCCCAUCGAAAGUGCCCAAGCACUGGCCACGGCGAUGAAGUUGAUUGUGGCCGAAACCGAAUGUCCUCUGGAUGGAACCACGGAUUCCACUCGUUUUCCGCUGGCGAGAUUGAAACACGUCUUGCUGACUAUGCUCUCAUCGGAACGACUCAAUACCCAUCUGUUCAGCCGGUUCCAGGAAUACGCAUCUCAUUUGGACAUCAUCUAUUUUUGCUGGAAAAUCCUGCCAUCGGCAGCACCGAAAGAGUUUAGUCCAAGUAGCGUAUUCAUUCAAAAUUUCUUGGCUCUGAUGGGAACUGUCUGUUUUGGCCAGGAUAUACUCCAGGAAGCUCCCAAUUGCCUGUGCGUAUCAGUCCAGCUGGACUAUCCCUAUGUGAGGAAACAAAUCAAUAAAACUUGGUCCUGCGUAAUGAAUUGGAAGCAUGAUGAAACGACUCAUCGCCAGGUGUUGAUCCUUUUGCUGGAAAAAAUCAUGUCCCAUUUGGAGAAGCCCGUUUUGCUAACCGAUUUCUUGAUGGAUUCUUUGGACGUCGGCGGAGCUAUCAGUUUACUUGCUCUACAGGGUAUUUUUGUACUAAUCCAGCAACACAAUCUGACCUACCCGAACAUCUACGAGAAGCUGUACUCGAUGUUCGAACCGGAGAUCUUCCAUACCAAGUUCAAGGCGCGUCUCUUCUAUCUGGCUGAUAUUUUCCUAAGCUCAAGUCAUCUUCCGGAAGGUUUAGUUGCGGCAUUCGUCAAACGUUUAGCCAGGCUGGCUUUGAUAGCACCGCCCCAAGACAUUGUGAUUAUCCUUAGAUUUAUCGGCAACUUGAUAAUGCGACAUCCCGCUUUGAAACGACUGAUGUUCCAUCCCACUGGAGGCGAAGUAUCUCAAGAUCCUUUUAUAAUGGACGAGCGGGAUCCUAUCAAAUCGAACGCCCUGGAAAGCUCGCUCUGGGAAGUUGCCGCACUUCAGUCGCAUGUAAUACCGUCUGUUGCCACAGCUGCCAAAUUUAUUUCCAAUCCAUUUCCCAACGUUGAGUGGGAUCUGGCCUCGGUGUUGGAAGUCAAUGAGAAUGAUAUCUUUGAUAAAGAAAUAGCGAAAAAAUCCAAAGAAUAUGCCUUAAACUUGGAGCGACCCAGUUCGAUGUUUACGACAUGUGGCGGCGAAAAAACUUCUCAGUACUGGAAGCUUUUUUAAGAGGAAAAAAAAGCUCACCGCAACAGGUGCUUUUUAUUACGAUUUUCAAUACCUUAUGAAAUGUUUCAGUGUGGAUUCCUAACCUACCGUUUAGGAAGCUGUAAGUAUGUUUUUCGUUAUUGAUCUGGACGAAAUUUUUUUCUGAACAUGUGUCACACAAAAUAGAGUUCCGAAUGUUCAACCCAACAAAUUAGUUUUAACAAAACGAAGCCACGCCGUAAAUUCGUCGUUUUACAGUUGGAGUCAUAAAUGAUUAUGAAUUGUGGUUCUAUAUUGGGGUUUUUGAUUGGUAAACGUCGAAUUUAAAGCAAUCAACGUUAUGCGGGAUAAGUAAUUGAACCUACUAAUAUUCGAAUAAACAGGACAAGCAUCGUAAAAUAAUUACCACGUAUUUAUCAGAUACACAACAAUAGUACAUAACACUAUCAAGCAGAUAUGUUACCUAAUAAUAAAUGACACAAAUAUGUAUAACUUUAGUCUUAGCAGAACGUCAAAAAUAAAUGUUCCUACUGCAUAUAGGCCUCAUGGCGUUCGAAAAUGGACGAAGAUGGUGUAUCCAUAAUCUUUCGCGGCUAACUUGAAGCCAUCCUGUUGCGAUUAAUGUGUUGUAUCCUACAGCUUAUCUAGGCACAUUCUAUUAUCGUCCAAAUAUGGAAGGGCACGGAUGAGCCGUUGCAAGGAUGUGGUUACAAAGAAACCAAUCUGAUUUAAUUUCCCUCAAACAGCGUGUACAACAAUCUGAGUUCUGUUAAUAUGUUUUGUUUAUGUUAUCGUUUCAUCGCUCUUUGGCAGAUGUAUGUAUUUUCUGCAAGAAUCCUAGAUUCGUUGUAAGAAUAUUUCACUUUCAAGAAAAAAAUGGCAAACGUUGAAAACUACACAACAAACCCUUUUAACAAAACGUGAUGGUAGAACAAACUGACUAACGGGAGCAGUCCUGGACUGCCAUUUUCUUUUUCUCCGCUUCGAGUGGCGUAACGCUAGAGUUUAAAAGAUAAAAAAUGAUACUAGGGUAUUUUAAAUGAUAAAAUAGAAAUCACAAACCGCAUAGACAAACAUCUAUGACUGGAAUCUUUUAAAACAGGUGCCAUGUGGACAUGGAUUGUGAAAAGGAUAGAUAAACUGGUAUAAAUGAAAUACAUUUUCAAAUUCAA
This is a messenger RNA of Uranotaenia lowii, 2814 nucleotides long. Its product is annotated as nucleolar complex protein 4 homolog A. The transcript has 5 exons. Lineage: Eukaryota; Metazoa; Arthropoda; Insecta; Diptera; Culicidae. Gene Ontology annotation, cellular component: nucleolus; small-subunit processome; Noc4p-Nop14p complex. Gene Ontology annotation, biological process: ribosome biogenesis. Bases 107 to 1663 code for a protein of 518 amino acids. The record is from RefSeq and is a predicted model, not a curated record.